Messenger RNA from Candoia aspera, 1908 nucleotides. Its product is annotated as core histone macro-H2A.2. The record is from RefSeq and is a predicted model, not a curated record. The transcript is spliced from 9 exons. Lineage: Eukaryota; Metazoa; Chordata; Lepidosauria; Squamata; Candoiidae. Gene Ontology annotation, biological process: nucleosome assembly; heterochromatin formation. The coding region runs from base 235 to 1350 and encodes 371 amino acids. Gene Ontology annotation, cellular component: chromatin; nucleosome. Gene Ontology annotation, molecular function: protein heterodimerization activity; DNA binding; structural constituent of chromatin.
GGUAUGUGGAGAAGGAUCCCCCCCGCCCCGCUCGCCACCGCUUCCUACCACCGGCCUCCAGAGCUGCCGCCAUUGAAACCAUACAAUACAGGAGGCGAACGGGGAGCAGGCAGCGCGAGGCAGGCGCGGCGGAACCGGAGCUGCAGGCGGAGGAGGCGGCCGCCGCCGGGCAGUUUUGUAUUAGGGCAAACAAAAAAGGACUGUCUACCAGAAGACUGAAAAACACUCAGCAACAUGUCAGCCAGAGGUGGAAAGAAAAAAAUGAGCAAAAUAUCACGCUCCAGCAGAGCAGGUGUUAUUUUUCCAGUGGGAAGAAUGAUGCGGUACUUGAAGAAAGGAACAUACAAGUAUCGGAUAGGAGUGGGUGCUCCUGUGUACAUGGCAGCUGUCAUAGAAUACCUGGCAGAAAUAUUGGAAUUAGCUGGCAAUGCUGCAAGAGACAACAAAAAGGGAAGAAUUGCACCAAGACACAUCCUUCUGGCAGUUGCUAAUGAUGAGGAGCUAAAUCAGUUAUUAAAAGGAGUGACUAUAGCAAGUGGAGGUGUUCUACCCAGAAUUCAUCCAGAGCUUCUUGCCAAAAAACGAGGCACCAAAAGCAAAUCUGAUACUAUCCUUUCACCUUCUCCAGAGAAGAGAGGAAGAAAACCUUUGGGGGCCAAGAAAAGUGGGAAGAAAGCAAAGGCUGGCAAAGCUCGGACACCUAAAAAGAAUAAACAGAAGGAAAAUGAAAAAGAAGGAGCAUCAAAUUCAGCAGCUGAUGAUGGACCUGGAGAUGGAUUCACUAUACUUUCCUCCAAGAGCCUUGUUCCUGGACAGAAGCUCUCUCUGACACAAAGUGACAUCAACCAUAUUGGUUCUAUGAAAGUAGAAGGCAUUGUGCAUCCAACUACUGGUGAAAUAGACCUCAAAGAGGAAGUAGGCAAAGCACUGGAAAAAGCUGGUGGCAAAGAGUUCUUAGAAACCGUAAAGGAACUUCGUAAAUCACAGGGACCCUUGGAAGUCACAGAAGCUGCUCUCAGCCAGUCCACUGGUCUAGCAGCAAAAUUUGUCAUUCACUGUCACAUCCCACAAUGGGGUUCAGACAAAUGUGAAGAACAACUGGAGGAGACAAUAAAGAACUGUUUAACUGCUGCAGAAGACAAGAAGCUGAAGUCUGUGGCUUUUCCACCUUUCCCCAGUGGCAGAAAUUGUUUUCCAAAGCAGACUGCAGCCCAGGUGACUCUGAAAGCCAUUUCCUCCCAUUUUGAUGACUCCAGUCCUUCUUCCUUGAAGAACAUUUACUUCCUGCUUUUUGAUAGUGAGAGCAUUGGCAUCUAUGUGCAAGAGAUGGCAAAGCUAGAUGCAAAGUAACAACAGAAGCCAAAUGAAAAUUUAUUUUUCAACAUGAAUAAGAGUAGGAAUGAGAAUUAGAAGUGGGUUUUAUUUUUAAAAUAUUGUGAGGACGGAGUAUGUGAGUAGCUUUGAAGUUUUGUGAUGGGUGGAGGGCUUUUGUUAUUGGGGGAGAAAGGGGGAAAUUGUUUGAGCGCGUUUGAUCUGCAGAUAUAUCAUGCUUUAGACCCUCUACAUUUUGUAUCUUCCCCAAGAAAUUAUUUUGCCAGCUCUCUACAUGUUAAUGUCUCAAGUUAUUUUAGUUUAGACCGUUUUUUUUUAAAAUAAUAAUCUCAUUUUAGAGUAGCAAACAAUUCAAUGCAUCCAACAAUUGAGAACAAUGUGAAUUGUUUGCUUCCCUUUAUUUUCCCACUGGUAGUUAGAAAGCCUUAUGUUGUGUCUACAUUCCAUGUUGGAGAAGAUAAUUUUGACUCACUUGGUGCUUUACUGUUUUAUCCCAGAAUGACCUGUAAUUGCUGAAAAAUAUUUCAUCUUAUUUGUUUUGAUAAAAAAUAGUGUCAUGCUUUUUUAAAACUUUAA